CGAGUUUCUUUCUUCCCUUCCCUUUCUUUCCAACCGGGCGUUCCUCGGCCAGCCGUUCCUCCCCCACCAAAACGAUAAAAUUUCCUUUAACGAAUGGCCGAAACCCCGUCUCCCUCCGCCGCCGCCGCUGGCACCGGCACCGGCACACGCACCGACGCUUCCUCUCAGUACUGGUGCUACCACUGCGAGAAGCGCGUCUCCGUUGAGACCAUCGCCAACCUCCCCGAUGUCAUCUGCCUCGACUGCAAGAACGGCUUCGUCGAAUCCAUCCCCGCCGGCCCUUCCACCCCGCCGUCCAUCUCUGCCACUCCUUCUUUGAUCUCCGAUCCCUCCGACGACACAUUCGGAUCUCAGUUCCUGCAAAUGCUUCGCAUAAUAGCGCAAGCAGCUCGCGAGGAGGAGUACGACGACUUCGCGCCGCCACAUCUUUCUCCUCCUCCACCUUCGCACCACCGCCGCGAUGCUUCUCCAUCAGAGGAUGAUUUCCUCCGAAUCGACCUCGAUGGAUGGGACAACGGAGAAGAAGAGGCCGAGGAUGAAGAAGAAGGCGAAGAAGAAGAGGUGGAGGAGGAGGAGGACGGCGAUGGCGAGGAAGAAGAGGAGGUGAAUUUGAACGCCGAUGAGAACGAGAACGACGGAGAGAAUCGGAGCGAAGUCCAUCGAGGAGAUGGAGACGAUCGAUCGGAUAGAGACAUCGACGUUGACGACGAGGAAGAUCGGAGGAGGCGCCGCGAAAUUCUCCGCCUCCGAAUCCGCGAUUUUGCGACCAGAACCAGGACAGGGAGGAAUCGGAUUCUUGAUUGGGCCGAGAUCCUGAUGGGACUGGAGGAUAACUCGAUCGAAUUCCGUCUCGAAGUCCCUGAAUCAGAUAGAUACAUAGGCAAUCCAGAGGAUUACGUCGAUGCUGCCGGGUACGAGGCGCUGCUGCAGAACCUAGCCGACAGCGAAGGCGGCCGGAAAGGCGCUCCUCCGGCCUCGAAAUCAGCAGUGUCUGCUUUACCGGCGAUUGAGGUAACAGGCGAGGGGGAGACUUCGGUUUGUGCUGUUUGUAAGGAUAUGAUCAGUGUUGGUGAGAAGGAAACGAAGUUGCCAUGUGGCCAUGGAUACCAUGGAGACUGCAUUGUGCCAUGGCUGGGGUCGAGGAACUCUUGCCCGGUUUGUAGGUUCGAGCUGGCGACUGAUGAUACAGAGUACGAGGAAGAGAAGAGGAAGAAAGGGGUAGCUGCUGCUGCCUCCGGUGGUUGGGGAGCUUCGGCCUCUGGUGCCGGAGAUAGUUCAGGUUCCUCCAUUUGAUUGAGAAGUUGGUAAUGCUUUGCUUUCGAAGUCUCCUCCCUCCCCUUUUGUUUGUAUGUAGUCUUGAAAUGUUCUUGGAAACUCUUGUUUGAUGUUGAUUUGCUUACAUGGUUUAGAAUUGAAUGGGAUUUGUUUUCCAUUUUGCGAUUCGGAAUGUAUAUAUACAAAGGGAAGAUUAGCUCAAUCAUGUGAGAAAAGCUCUGCUCUUCACAUGGAAAAGCUCUUAGCAUAUGAUGGCAUUGCUGUUUUGCUUCCUUACUUCCUCUCUCAAUCAAGUAAAGUUUGCAAGUUCUGAAUUUGCAUGAAUAACAUCUUGAUCAUUGGGUUAUGUCUUGUUUCUAGUUGGCUUCCCUUGUUGUCUUACUUCCAGGCGCCAUCAUAGGAUUUGGUGGAGACUAUGGAAGAAGGGUCAUGAAAGUUUGAUGGGGUAUCUGUAGGCUGUUCAGUUUAGUAGAUUCUAGGUAUCUACAAUCAGAUUCUUUUGCAAGUCUGUAUUUGUAGUCUCAACGGAAUCAGUUGGGAGGAAGAAAGGGGGUACCUUCAAGCUGAUCAUCUCCAUGAACAGAACACUAAUGGGAUAUUUCAGAAUUAUGCUAAUUGAACAGUGUUGGCUAGAUACUAUGAUUAUAUCAUUGUUUACAUACACAUCUUGCUUCUAGUUGACUUGCAUCAAAACAAAUGUCAUUGUUUUCU
Molecule: messenger RNA, 1986 nt
Organism: Linum trigynum
Lineage: Eukaryota; Viridiplantae; Streptophyta; Magnoliopsida; Malpighiales; Linaceae
Source: the annotation of a GenBank genome assembly